AGAAAACGCAAAUAACGGUUGUAAAAGAGGAAGAGGAGAGGAGUCAAGCAAGUCUCUGCGUAAGAAAGCAUGAAUGGCCUUCAAACACGGAAAGCGUUUCCUUCUCUCUCCUUCCUUUCUUCCGAAAUGGGCAGAAGUCCAUAGGUAGAGAAGAAGAGAGAAAAGGUGUCGAUGCACCAAGAGAGAAAAGACCCCCAUUUUUCCUACUCAAAAUGAUAAUAUUUCUCAAACAGUUGCGGGCUGCGUUCGGGAUUUCGUUUUUAUGGAUUAUCUGUUUGGUUUACUUCAUUCAGGGUUUCAGAUCAUUUGUAUGGACUGCAGUUUCUUAUCAACUGAAAGACAGGCUUAACUUAUCACCAUCAGCCUCUCAGCUUGUGUUUUCUGUAGCAUUUUUUCCAUGGAGUAUAAAGCCCCUUUAUGGAAUCUUGUCAGAUUGUAUUCCUAUAAGAGGGAGGAAAAGGAUUCCAUACUUAAUCAUCUCAACCAUACUAUCUCUCUUAUCAUGGCUAAUUCUUGGUCUGAAAUCUUCUAUGAGGAGUUCCAGUGGACCUCUCAUGAUUUUUUUAACGGUGCAAAACCUAGGUUCAGCCAUGGCAGAUGUUGUGGUUGAUGCAAUGAUUGCUGAAGCAGUACGAUGUGAGCGGGCAGCAUUUGCUGGAGACCUCCAGUCAAUGUCUUGGUUGGCAAUGGCCUUUGGAGGAAUAUGCGGGAGUUUGUUAGGAGGAUUCGCAUUGACCAACUUACAAAUAGAGACAAUUUUUCUCCUUUUCUCUGUGCUCCCAGCCAUGCAGUUAUUAUCGUGUGGUUUGGUUGAAGAGAAUUCUUUAGGUGUCAAAGUUUUGCCAGAGCUUGGUGACUCUAGAAGCUCUCAUAUACCAGAUAGAAAUGGUAUCAUCUCAGAUUCUAAUGUUUCAUCAAUCAAAAAGUCCAGGUUAAGUACUACAAGGAGAAAAAAGAGCCAUAGCAGAGAAAUGCAAAAAUUCAUCACAACUAGAUCUGAGACUCUGCAAAAGGAUGAGACCUUGACUGUCCAGUGGUUCCAGUCUCUAAAAUCAGCUAUCUAUAGUUUGUGUCAUGCAUUUAAGCAACCCAUCAUCUUGAGACCGAUGGCUUGGUUUUUCUUAGCUCAUGUGACUGUUCCAAACCUCUCGACGAUCAUGUUCUAUUAUCAGACUGAAUUCUUACACUUGGACGCAUCCUUUCUGGGUACAUCACGUGUUGUUGGAUGGUUAGGCCUCAUGGUUGGAACCUUCGUUUUCAACCGCUUCUUGAAGCGGAUGAAAUUAAGAAGAAUUCUCAUGUCAGCCCAUGUUGGUCUUGCUAUUCUGAGUCUCCUUGACAUCGCUCUAGUGUCUCGAUUGAAUGUUUCAUUCGGCUUAUCAGAUAAACUUACAGUUCUGUGUGGGUCUGCUCUUGCUGAUGCAGUCAAUCAAUUUAAGUUUAUGCCAUUCCUGAUACUCUCUGGACAGCUUUGCCCGCCAGGUAUUGAGGGAACCCUUUUUGCACUCUUCAUGUCCAUAAAUAACCUGGGGACCACGUUGGGAUCAUUUGUAGGAGCUGGUUUGACCUCUAUGCUGAACAUCUCUUCAAGUUCUUUUGUCUCUUCUUGCUUUUUCUUCAACGUUGUUCCUUAUUUCUACAGUCGCCAUCAUCAUCAUCAUCCCUCUCUCUCUCUCUUGUUCUUGAUACCAAAAGAAGCCACAGGGAUAACAGCUUAA
Macadamia integrifolia is the source of this 1718-nucleotide messenger RNA. RefSeq names its product probable folate-biopterin transporter 4. The transcript has 7 exons. NCBI's taxonomy places the organism in Eukaryota, Viridiplantae, Streptophyta, Magnoliopsida, Proteales, Proteaceae. The record is from RefSeq and is a predicted model, not a curated record. The coding region runs from base 213 to 1718 and encodes 501 amino acids. Gene Ontology annotation, cellular component: membrane.